Messenger RNA from Eurypyga helias (sunbittern), 2118 nucleotides. Its product is annotated as phosphatidylinositol 4-kinase alpha-like. The transcript has 17 exons. Lineage: Eukaryota; Metazoa; Chordata; Aves; Eurypygiformes; Eurypygidae. The annotation marks the transcript as partial. The record is from RefSeq and is a predicted model, not a curated record.
GUACAAAAACUGCUCUGUAUGUGUCCAGUGGAUUUCCAUGGGAUUUUCCAGUUAGAUGAACGCCGCAGAGAUGCUGUUCUUGCUUUAGGGAUCUUUCUGAUCGAAUCUGACCUCCAGCACAAAGAUAAUGUGGUUCCUUACCUCCUCCGACUUCUGAAGGGUCUUCCCAAAGUCCAGUGGAUAGAAGAAAGCAACGCACGCAAAAGCAGAGGCUUGCUUCCAGUGGCAGAAAACUUCAGCUUCUGCUUGGUAACGCUGUUAUCAGACGUUGCUUACAGGGAUGCGUCUCUCAGAGAGCAGAUUUUGGAUGCAAUUCUGCAAGUAAUGCAGUUCCUGUUGGGAAUGUGCCAGACCCCGCAAAUGCAUGAUAAAGAAUAUUUAUGCAAGUAUGCCGUGCCCUGCCUGAUAGGAAUUUCUCGAGCCUUUGGUCGCUACAGCAAUUCAGAGGAGGCUCUACUUUCCAAGCUUUUCCCCAAAAUUUCCCCUCAUUCCCUGAGAGUUCCAGAAGAGCUUGAAGGAAUUCGCCGACGAUCCUUCAAUGAUUUCAGAUCGAUUCUUCCCAGUUCUCUACUCACUGUUUGCCAAGAAGGAACACUGAAGAGAAAGGCUAGCAGUGUAUCUAGCAUCUCCCAGGUUAGUCCUGAGCGUGGAAUUCCCCCUCCCAGCUCUCCUGGAGGAUCUGCAAUUCAUUACUUUGAAGGUUCGUAUCUUCCUGAUGGGAGUGCACUGGAUCCUGAUUAUUACUUCUGUACAAUCAGCUCCAGCUUUUCGGUUUCUCCUCUCUUCAACGGCAUUAACAACAAAGAGUUUAACAUCCCUCUGGAAAUGCUCCGUCAGCUGUUGAACAUGGUAAAGCAGAUCGUUGGGGAUUCCCUGCUAAAGACCUUAGAUGCAGUUGUGGCUGAAGUUGCAGAGACGAGUGCUAAUACUGAUCUCUAUUAUAAAACAUUCAGUGACCCUCUUUAUCUUGCUCAGUUUAAAAUGCUGAGAGACACGUUAUACUAUAUGAAAGACCUUCCCAACUCAUUUGUGAAGGAAAUCCAUGAUUUUGUGCUGGAGCAAUUCAACAGCAGUCAGUCAGAACUUCAGAAAAUCCUCCACGAUGUGGAGCGACUGCACAAUGAACUGAGUCCUUUAAAACUGCGUUGUCAGGCCAACGCUGCCUGCGUGGAUCUCAUGGUGUGGGCUGUGAAAGAUGAGCAAGGUGCAGAAAACCUGUGCAUCAAGUUAUCAGAGAAGUUGCAGUCAAAAACCUCAAGCAAAGUCAUCAUUGCUCACUUGCCACUGCUGAUUUGCUGCUUGCAGGGUCUAGGUCGUUUGUGUGAGAGGUUCCCUGUUGUGGUUCAUUCUGUCAAUCCGUCCUUGCGAGACUUUCUUGUGAUACCUUCUCCAGUGCUUGUGAAACUUUACAAGUAUCAUAGCCAGUAUCACACAGGUGGUAACGACAUCAAGAUCAGUGUAACCAACGAGCAUUCCGAGUCCACUCUAAAUGUAAUGCCUGGCAAGAAAAGCCAACCGUCCAUGUACGAGCAGCUGCGCGACAUUGCCAUAGACAACAUCUGCAGGUGCUUGAAAGCUGGCUUGACUAUAGAUUCGGUGAUUGUUGAGGCCUUCCUUGCCAGUUUAUCUAACCGUCUGUACAUCUCUCAAGAGAGUGAUAAGGAGGCUCAUUUGAUUCCUGACCACACAAUUCGUGCUCUAGGACACAUUGCUGUGGCACUUAGGGACACCCCAAAAAUGAUGGAACCCAUCCUACAGAUCUUACAGCAGAAGUUUUGCCAGCCACCUUCUCACCUUGACGUGCUCAUCAUUGAUCAGCUGGGCUGCUUGGUCAUCACUGGAAAUCAAUAUAUUUACCAGGAGGUGUGGAACCUGUUUCAGCAAAUCAGUGUUAAAGCAAGCUCAGUUGUUUACUCUGCCACAAAAGAUUAUAAGGAUCAUGGAUACAGACACUGUUCCUUAGCUGUCAUUAAUGCCCUGGCUAAUAUCGCUGCGAACAUUCAAGGAGAACAUCUUGUGGAUGAACUACUGAUGAACUUGCUGGAGCUGUUUGUUCAGCUUGGUCUGGAAGGGAAGAGAGCUAGCGAGAGAGCAAGUGAAAAAGGACCAGCGCUGAAG